UCAAUGAAAGAAACUACUAUUGCAAUAAAUAAUCGCACAAUUAUAUGACUGUAUCACAAAUUUAUUUAGUAUGUGCAAAAGAGGUACGAUUUAUUCGUAUAAUUUAAAAAACAGAAUUAUUUGUUACGGUUGCCUACUUCACACCCAAUGAUCGUAAUUGUCCAGAACUUGUCUAUGGUCCAGAACUAUGGUCUAGAACUCCACCUAACCAACAAAAAAAUGGUUAGGAAAAUUAAGAGAUAAAUAUUGUUUUUGUUAGAGUGUCUUUGUGUUUAAUUAUUAAACAUUAGGAAUGAUAUGUAAAAAGAGCUUAACAAUGCAGGAGGAUAAUUCAAUGUUUGAAAAAAUUCUAGGAGAUUUGGAGCAUAUCAUUGAAAAUGAUAUAAAUUCUAGACUGAAGACGUUCAGUGUUGUGCCAGUUACAGAAAAUAAAAAUAAAUCUCCCAUUUUAUAUGAGAGACAGAAUGGAUCAGAGCACCAUUUGGGACUGGAAUCUUGGUGUGUAAAACAUAUUUACAAAUAUGCAUCAACAGAACUGUUCAGAGUUAGACGUUUAUUGAAGAAAAACAGAUUGUCAGUUUUUCAGAUGGAAACAUUAAAUAAAUAUUUGGUUGGAGCUUUAUUAAUCAAUCCAGAAGUGACAACUUUCUGGAAUAUGAAGAAGGAACUUAUAGAACAGGACAUAUUACAAACAGGAAAAGAGUUGUUGUUUACAAAACUUGUUUUGUCACAUAAGAGCAAGUCAAAUGAUACAUUUAAUCACAGAAGAUGGUUAUUGAAAAGAAUGCUGUCUAAUACAAAACCAGAAUGUUAUAUUGACAUGUUACCAGAAGAAUUUGCAGUAACAGAAUUUGCAGCAGAAAAAGCAGAAAACAAUUAUCAUGCAUGGACACAUCGUAUUUGGUGUUUGGAAAACUUUUUAUUCUCGAAAACGAUUGAUUAUCAAAGUAAAAGUAAUGUAAUUUUUGAGCAACUACAGUUCUCUUUAGGAUGGAUUAAUAAUCAUAUAUCUCAACAUUCUGGGUACCAUUAUAGACAGUAUUUAAUAAACUGCAUUAAAAACAUUCCUACCAUGAACAAUUCCAUAAGCAAUACAUCUUUUAUGUUUGUGAAAAAUUUGUUAGGACUUUCAAUAGAAGAUAUGUCAAAUGAAAGGAGUUUCAUAAACAAAUUAUUAGGAGAAUCUAAAGAUUAUGCUAGUGAAAGCAAUAAUUAUUCUAAUUAUGUUUGUAUUUUGUUGUACGAACUGUUUCAUACAUUGAAAACAUUAUUUUGUUUUUAUCCAAAGCACGAAACCAUUUGGUAUCACCGUAAAUUUAUUGUGUACCACUUAUUGCAGUGGAUGUAUGAUUGCUACGGAAUUGAGUGGCAACCAAAAAUUAAUCUUUCAAAUGUUUGUGAAUAUAAUGUUAAUGUUGUUGAUAACUGUACAUACAAAAAUGUUAAAUUUGCUGAAAGUGGUGAAAAAUUUGCCAAAUUAUUUAAAUUUGAAACAGAUAGAUUAGAUUCGUCUCUAUUAUAUCAAAUAAUUGUCCAAUCAGAAUUCGAUAUUGUGAAAACAUCACUUUCAAGUGCCUGUUUGCACACACAAAAAUUAGCUGAAAGAUAUGAAAGAUGGUUGAAAAAUAUUGCAUGUUUAAGAGGUUCAUAGUGUUGUUAUUUACUCUUUGUUGUAAUACUUUGCGGUAAAAAAAUAUAAGAAACAACAGUUUAUGCUGCUGUUAGGCAUGUUAACUAAGGCGCAUACAAUUUA
Molecule: messenger RNA, 1753 nt
Organism: Agrilus planipennis (emerald ash borer)
Lineage: Eukaryota; Metazoa; Arthropoda; Insecta; Coleoptera; Buprestidae
Gene: temp
Product: protein prenyltransferase alpha subunit repeat-containing protein 1
Exons: 2
Coding region: 293-1651 (452 amino acids)
Biological process (GO): protein prenylation
Cellular component (GO): cytoplasm
Molecular function (GO): protein prenyltransferase activity
Source: RefSeq, a predicted model, not a curated record